AAUUCAAUUGGUAACUAGAGAAACACAAAACAAAGAAGAAGAAAAAAAUGCAAUCGGCGAAACAGAAGAUAAGCGAUAUGGCUAGUACAGCCAAAGAGAAGAUAGUUAUGUGUCAAGCAAAAGCUGAUGAGAAGGCCGAGCAGGCGAUGGCGAGGACGAAAGAGGAGAAAGAGAUAGCGCACCAGCGAAGAAAGGCGAAGGAAGCAGAGGCGAAUAUGGAUAUGCACAUGGCUAAAGCGGCUCAUGCUGAAGACAAGCUAAUGACUAAGCAAUCUCAUUACCACGUUGGUCAUGGUCCACAUGUGCCUCAACACGGUCCUAUACCGGCUCCAGCGCCGGUCAUGGGGCAUGGUUACGGGCAUAAUCCUACUGGAGUUGCCUCGGUGCCUCCACCGGUGUAUCCUCCCACGGGGCAUCAUCAGGCUUAUCCUCCCACGGGGCAUCGUAAUAAUUACGGAAACGACUUGCUCUAGUUCUUUUUUUUUUUUUUUUUUUUUUGUAUUUUAAUCGUGUUGUGUUUGAUAGAUUUUUGGACUGCCUUUAAUAUUAAGUAAGUUGUAU
Arabidopsis lyrata subsp. lyrata is the source of this 561-nucleotide messenger RNA. Its product is annotated as late embryogenesis abundant protein 6. Lineage: Eukaryota; Viridiplantae; Streptophyta; Magnoliopsida; Brassicales; Brassicaceae. Bases 48 to 473 code for a protein of 141 amino acids. The record is from RefSeq and is a predicted model, not a curated record. Gene Ontology annotation, biological process: embryo development ending in seed dormancy. The transcript is spliced from 2 exons.